AUGGCAGCAGGGGUGGCAGCAUGGCUACCCUUUGCUCGGGCAGCGGCCAUAGGCUGGAUGCCUGUGGCCACAGGACCCAUGCCAGCACCCCCCAGGCAGGAGAGGAAGAGAACACAAGAUGCCCUCAUUGUCCUGAAUGUGAGUGGCACUCAGUUCCAGACAUGGCAGGAUACCCUGGAACGCUACCCAGAUACACUGUUGGGUAGCUCAGAGAGGGAUUUCUUCUACCACCCUGAAACCCAGCAGUAUUUCUUUGACCGUGACCCUGACAUUUUCCGCCAUAUCCUGAACUUCUACCGCACUGGGAAGCUCCAUUAUCCAAGACAGGAGUGCAUCUCUGCCUAUGAUGAAGAAUUGGCCUUCUUUGGCCUCAUCCCAGAAAUUAUUGGUGACUGCUGUUAUGAGGAGUAUAAGGACCGAAGGCGGGAAAAUGCAGAAAGGCUACAGGAUGAUGCUGACAAUGAAAAUACAGGAGAGAGCGCUCUGCCUUCAAUGACUGCCAGGCAGAGGGUCUGGAGGGCCUUUGAAAACCCUCACACCAGCACCAUGGCCCUCGUAUUCUACUAUGUCACCGGGUUCUUUAUCGCCGUUUCAGUCAUUGCCAAUGUCGUGGAGACAGUGCCAUGUGGCUCCAGUCCUGGCCACAUCAAGGAAUUGCCAUGUGGGGAACGUUACGCCGUAGCCUUCUUCUGUCUGGACACGGCCUGUGUGAUGAUAUUCACUGUUGAGUACCUGUUGCGCUUGGCCGCGGCACCCAGCCGCUAUCGUUUUGUACGCAGUGUCAUGAGUAUCAUAGACGUGGUGGCCAUCCUGCCUUAUUACAUCGGGCUAGUGAUGACUGACAAUGAGGAUGUGAGCGGGGCCUUUGUCACAUUGCGAGUUUUCCGAGUCUUCCGGAUCUUUAAGUUUUCCCGCCACUCCCAGGGCCUCAGGAUCCUGGGCUAUACCCUGAAGAGUUGUGCUUCGGAGCUGGGGUUUCUACUCUUCUCUCUCACCAUGGCUAUCAUCAUCUUUGCUACUGUCAUGUUCUAUGCAGAGAAGGGGUCUUCAGCCAGCAAAUUCACCAGUAUUCCUGCUGCUUUCUGGUAUACCAUUGUCACCAUGACGACACUAGGAUAUGGUGACAUGGUACCAAAGACCAUAGCUGGAAAGAUUUUUGGGUCCAUCUGCUCCCUGAGUGGUGUCUUAGUCAUUGCUCUACCUGUUCCUGUAAUUGUCUCCAACUUCAGUCGAAUCUAUCACCAAAAUCAGAGAGCUGAUAAACGGCGGGCACAAAAGAAAGCAAGGCUUGCAAGAAUCCGAGCUGCCAAGAGUGGAAGUGCCAACGCUUACAUGCAGAGCAAACGAAAUGGAUUACUGAGUAACCAGCUCCAGUCCUCUGGAGAAGAUGAACAGGCCUUUGUUAGCAAAUCUGGCUCUUGCUUUGAAACCCAGCACCACCACCUGCUUCACUGUCUGGAAAAAACUACGAAUCAUGAGUUUGUGGAUGAACAAGUUUAUGAGGAGAGCUGCAUGGAAGUUUCAACAGUUAAUCGCCCUUCAAGUCACAGCCCUUCUCUCUCAUCACAACAAGGUGUCACCAGCACUUGCUGCUCAAGACGACACAAAAAAACUUUCCGGAUCCCAAAUGCCAAUGUAUCAGGGAGCCGCCAAGGCAGUGUACAAGAGCUCAGUACAAUCCAAAUCAGGUGUGUGGAGAGAACACCCUUAUCUAACAGCCGAUCCAGUUUAAAUGCCAAAAUGGAAGAAUGUGUUAAACUAAACUGUGAGCAACCUUACGUGACUACAGCAAUAAUAAGCAUACCGACACCUCCAGUAACGACCCCUGAAGGAGAUGACAGGCCAGAAUCUCCAGAGUACUCAGGAGGAAACAUUGUCAGAGUAUCUGCUUUGUAA
This is a messenger RNA of Gracilinanus agilis (Agile Gracile Mouse Opossum), 1896 nucleotides long. RefSeq names its product potassium voltage-gated channel subfamily D member 2 (gene KCND2). Lineage: Eukaryota; Metazoa; Chordata; Mammalia; Didelphimorphia; Didelphidae. The transcript has 6 exons. The coding region runs from base 1 to 1896 and encodes 631 amino acids. Gene Ontology annotation, molecular function: A-type (transient outward) potassium channel activity; protein binding; voltage-gated monoatomic ion channel activity involved in regulation of postsynaptic membrane potential. The record is from RefSeq and is a predicted model, not a curated record. Gene Ontology annotation, cellular component: voltage-gated potassium channel complex; membrane. Gene Ontology annotation, biological process: potassium ion transmembrane transport; protein homooligomerization.